This is a messenger RNA of Vicia villosa (hairy vetch), 1498 nucleotides long. RefSeq lists its product as uncharacterized. The coding region runs from base 797 to 1219 and encodes 140 amino acids. The record is from RefSeq and is a predicted model, not a curated record. Lineage: Eukaryota; Viridiplantae; Streptophyta; Magnoliopsida; Fabales; Fabaceae. The transcript is spliced from 2 exons.
UGAAGGGCUUACAUAAAUUUUCCAAAUAUCUUUUAGGUUGUUAUACUAUUUUGAAAAUUAAAAAUUUAGUAAUGAUAAUGACUCUUUUAUCAUUCUAAACAAAAUCAUUUUUUCAAAAAUGUCAAAUAUUUUCCUAUAUUUUUUUUUUAAAAUUUUGUUUUUGGAAGCCUUCCCCUCCCCUCCCCUCCAAACUCCCAAACAUAGCCUAAAUGAAAGGCUAUUCUGAUCCUUCCCUUAGACUACCUGUCCCUCUAUGGCAUGGGACAGUCUUAUGGCGAACGAUAAUUCGACGACCCUUCAACCUCCAAAUCAAAGGACUUCCUUAUCCUCCUAUGAUAUGGAUAGCCCUGAAAGGCUAAAAGAACAUUUUUCAUCUAACCAGGUAAUUUUCCCCUAAUUGCUUUGCUCUGUUUUAAAUUUCUUUUUCUACCUUUUUUCUAAAAAACUUCAAUAAGGCUACGCUCAUUUACGAGCUAAAGUCCUUGUUUCUCUUCUUCUACAUUUCUAAAUUUUUGGUUUCAAAGAGCAAAGCAAUUAAGAGCCCAUGGAAAACCAUGGAUGCAAAGGGUGUCUUACACCUUCCCUUUGCAUAAAUUACCCCCCGUACUCAGUUUCUUUUUAAAAAAGGUUUUUUCCUGUUCUUUUAGCCUUUCUAUAAAUUGGAUAAAAUAAAAGUCGGUGGCGACUCUUGCUAUCCGCACAUUUCAAAUAAAGUCAGUUCACCGUAUUACAAAUCGUAUAUGAUAUCUUUCUUGUUGUGCCACAAUUUCCCUUUUGUUAUUUUUUUUCAAGGAUAAUGGCUGCAAACAACGACAGGAUGAGACUCAGUCGUCCCACCCUAACCUCGUCUGCUCGCCGCAAGGGGACUCGUCAGCAUGAACAGGCUAGAGCCGUCCCUAUGCCUCACGACAGGGGGGCGUCGAGCUCUAGGAGCAUACUAUCAAAUAGGUCGUCAUCCCAGGAUCGUGCACACCAUAAGGAUGAGGUCCUAACUACACAGCAGAUCCCAUCUGCACAGGAGGCCCCACUUGCAGAUCCUUAUCCCGGAGGGCCCACUUCAUUACUGAUUUACUUUGGAGAUCAUGUGGCUUCGCAUAUAUGGGACGGAGAGGUCUUUGUGCUUCUAGGUACAACAUCAUCAGCCAUGGCAUGCAAGCGGAAUUUGCUGAGAGAUGGCAUAGCGAAACGCCAUAUUUCCACCACCCUAUUGGCGAGAUGACUAUUACUGUAGAUGAUGUAGCUUCCUUCUACACCUCCCCAUCAGAGGAAGGUUAUUUGAUCAUUCUAAGACCACCAAGACUAAUGCAAUGGAGAUGAUGGUGGUUUAUUUGGGAGUUGACCCUGAGGCAGCCAUGAAGUAGUGUAACAGCAUCACAGGUGCAGAUGUUAAGUUUUUUUGUUUGGAGACGUUGUAAAAUGACAACUUGCAUCUUCGAAUAAAAUUUAGACAAAAGAAUGAUAUUUGAUACAUUCAGAGUGUCAUACCCCAAUUUUUGAC